Molecule: messenger RNA, 441 nt
Organism: Akanthomyces muscarius
Lineage: Eukaryota; Fungi; Ascomycota; Sordariomycetes; Hypocreales; Cordycipitaceae
Exons: 1
Coding region: 1-441 (146 amino acids)
Source: RefSeq, a predicted model, not a curated record
AUGAUAGCCAUCGACAAGGCCUCAUGGCACUCAGGCGCCGCCGACUUCCCCGCCGACCUCGACCCCCAGGCCGGCGGCACCCACAUUGGCUUUCUCCUCACCUGGCUUAUCAAUUCAAACCUCAUGUCGGAUACGUUUGACUCGGCAGCCAUUGCCGAUGUGGAGGCCCGCCGCAAGACCGGCCGCGAAAUCUUGUUUGACGUUUGCGACUACACACUCAAGAAUGAGGACCUCAGCGAGGUCGGCAAGAAGUUUGUCGAGGACUACUACAACGCCGACGACAGAGACAAAAGCGGCAACAACUGGUACCUCGACAACUACGAACGCACCCUCGCGGAUGAUCUGCCGUCCAUGUACCACGUCGAGGACAGCUGGGAAAACUACGACCUGAUUGAGCCCGUCAUCGACGCCGCCUAUGAUCACUGGAGGCUCAGCGACUAG